AUGAAGCAAAUCAAAGGAACUUGUGAUCACCGAUUUGAGGGACUUCGCACUCAAAUGCAACAGUUUAUCGACUCGGGAGAGGAAGUCGGGGCUGCCAUCGCCGUCAAUCUCAACGGCGACAACGUCGUCGAUAUCUGGGGCGGAUACGCCAACAAAGAAAACAACCAGCCAUGGGAUAAAGAUACCAUUGUCAACAUAUUCUCAACGACAAAGAAUGUCCUCAGUCUUGCCAUUCUCAUUCUUAUCGAUCGACAAGUCCUCUCCACCACCGACAAAGUCUCCAAAUUUUGGCCCGAAUUUGCUGCCAAUGGGAAAGAGAAUAUCGAGAUCCGGCACAUCAUGUCGCAUACAUCAGGCGUCUCGGGCUGGGAUGCUGAUGGACCACUCUCAUUCGACGAGAUCUCCGAUCUCGAUGAGGCCACCGCGAAGCUGGCGGCUCAAGCACCGUGGUGGACUCCUGGCUCGGCUUCGGGGUACCACGCUUGGACUUUCGGGCAUCUUCUGAACGAAAUAGUCCGUCGCGCGACAGGGAUGUCGCUCAGGGAUUUUGUCAUUGAGGAGAUUGUCAAACCUUUUGGGGUUGACUUCCAGUUUGGUGUUCAGGAUAAUGACUUGGACCGGACGACGGAUGUUAUCCCGGCCCCUCUUCCCAAACUCCCGCCGGGUGUUGGACCACAACCUGGAUCUAUCACCUUCAGAACAAUGAACCCCAUGCCGUUCCCCUCAAAUUUUGCGAACACGGCAUCUUGGCGAAAAGGCAAUGUUCUCGCAGCAAGCGGCCAUACCAACGCCCGAGCUCUCACUCGUAUGCUCUCUAUAAUCAGUCUCGGUGGCAGUUUCGAUGGCAAGACUCUGCUGUCAUCGAAGACCAUCGAUCAAAUCUUCGAAGAGCAGUCCGACGGAGUUGAUCUUGUCAUUGGAGCGCCUCUUCGGUUCGGCAUUGGAUACGGUAUCGCUGGGGAAGGGAACACAGCCGUUGCGGAUUGGCUGCCCAACGGACGUGUCUGUUUCUGGGGAGGCAUGGGUGGCUCGUUCGCUAUCAUGGACUUGGACAGGAAGCUCACCAUCACGUACGUCAUGAAUAAGAUGUCGAACACUGGGUUGGGGAAUGCAGCGGUGAAGGCGUACGUGAGAACUAUCUACGAUGCGCUAGGUUUGGCGCAGCGAUGA
Molecule: messenger RNA, 1170 nt
Organism: Colletotrichum karsti
Lineage: Eukaryota; Fungi; Ascomycota; Sordariomycetes; Glomerellales; Glomerellaceae
Product: beta-lactamase
Exons: 1
Coding region: 1-1170 (389 amino acids)
Source: RefSeq, a predicted model, not a curated record